AUGCCCAUCUCACACCUUGGUGUCGUUGUCCGCGACGUUAAAAAGUCCCAGGAACUCUAUCUCGCUGCUCUUACGCCUUUGGGUUACAAAGUCGUACUCUAUGAGAACAAUGGGAAGACUGCAGUACUUGGACAGACUGCUCCAGAGUUCUUCCUCGCCGAACGAACCCCUGACAGGGAUGCUCCCAAGGGAGAGUACAUACACCUCGCCUUUGUGGCAAACAGCCCAGAGCAAGUCGAUCAGGUUUAUGCUGGAGCUCUCUCUGCGGGCGCUAAAGACAAUGGGCCACCCGGCCUCCGCCCCCAAUAUGGGCCAACCUACUACGCAGCAUUUUUCUACGAUCUCGAAGGCCGAAACAUCGAAGCAUGCUACAUCGGCCCAAAAGCAUAG
Molecule: messenger RNA, 390 nt
Organism: Psilocybe cubensis
Lineage: Eukaryota; Fungi; Basidiomycota; Agaricomycetes; Agaricales; Agrocybaceae
Exons: 2
Coding region: 1-390 (129 amino acids)
Source: RefSeq, a predicted model, not a curated record